UCGGAGGCUUCAGCGGCAGUAGGGUCUGAGAGCUGAUAAGGAGUAGAGGUGCGACGGACGACUGCAGGAGCGAAGAUUUUUGAAGAUUAAGUGUGCGGGACCAGCAGCUAUAAUAGUGACUACCUACACGGAACAACCAAUUAAUACAUAAACCAAAAUUCAACAUGGUGCUUGUGGUGGUGAUGAUAGCUGCGUGUGUGGUGGUGACUCAAGGGGACCCCGAGGCCAGCACACCUAAAUAUGACCCUCCAGUAUACCCCAGACCCAGGCAGGCCGAUGCCCUGUCAGACCACACUACCGACGACGAGGUCAAGAAAGACCGGGAGCCACUGUUGAGGUCCAGCAAGAUCCUUCCCUUCCUGCCAGAACGCUACCUGGGAUCUCUUGGAGUCAUCCCUGGACCUGUGGGCGUGUCUCUAGGCCUAGGUGUGCCCGUAGCCUCACCACCUAUUCCAGAUGUGCUUCACAACCCUUUGGUUCCUGGCAACGUGAGGGGUCCCCGCCCUGUCUGUGCUGGCUCAGGCACCUACUGCCUCUAUGACAAUAACUACCCGCUGGACAAGGUCAACGCUAUCAGUGAUCGUUUCUACAAUGACAUCCGCCACAUCUACAGCAACCUAUACCGCUUCCACACCAACGACAUUGUCUACUAUGACAAUGCCACCCUCCACUACAGAAAUGAUGGGCACUUUGUGUGUGAGAGCUCCGUGCAGUACGUGAGACCUGGCUGGGCACAGAACGUGAGGGGAGAAUGGCUGGCCAUCCUCAACACUGACAAGUUUCCCCAGACCAUCCGCACUGAGAUAUGCAGAUAUGGAGGAAAGCGAUGCGAGUACCUGCCUCCGUGCUACAAGUCAAGAUGUGCUCAGAGGUUCAGCUAUGUGCGCCUGCUGUGUGUUGACCCCUACCAUCCCUCCAUCAAGCCUGUGGUGGAUGUCUUCCCCAUCCCCACCGCCUGUUCUUGUUUCGUCGAGGACUUUACCUAUUACUAAAACGCGAGCAGCUGAACAAGAAUUAUUCCAGAAAAUUAGUGGCAGGAAAAUAAUUUGAAAAAUUAAAGAUUUUCAUCUCCUAACAUAUAAAGAUUCUAUCAAGAUACCCUACUUUUAAAACCAUCUGGAAUUUCAGAAACAAGGUUUUGUUAAUUUUAAGAGUACAGUACUAAAUAUUAAAUAAUGGAUGAAGUGCAGUCAUUUUUCAUUCUGUGUGGGUGGGAAGUUAAGGUUCAAUAUUCCUAAGGUUCAGUAGAAUUUUUUUUCUUUUUCCGGAGGACAGCAGAGACUAUAACUAAAAAUUUUCAAGUCUUAUUUUUUGUCUUGCCCACUUGCUACCGGUAAUUUUGGGAGUAUUAUUUGUAAGUUUUUAUAGAAUGUAUUCUGCAUGUUGCUGGGCUGAGCUUUUACUUACUGCCACUAUGUUGGCAAAAAUUUUCUAUAGUUAAUCCAUACUACACUUAUCCCCAAUUUUGUUGAUUAUUACAAGCUUCAAGUUAGGAUCUGUUCUGUGCCGAGAGCUUUCACACAGCACUUACAUAGUGCUCUUUGAGUCAAAGAAUUUUAAGUAUGUUCCUGGUUUCUAAAAAGACCUGUGACACACUUACUUUAACACAUUGGUAGUGAUCAAAGCUCAGACAUUGUGUCAUACUCUAACAUAUUGAAUCUAAUGAAAGCUCAAACACCCUGAGGCAUUAUUUCUGUGAUUGAUGACACUUUCCAGAUACUACAGUAUAUCUUCAUUUUUUCAUGAGGGCACGUGGUGGUUACUGGGGAUUUCUAGCAUAGGUUAAUGCAAUUACAGUACAGUACUGUAUAAUACUUGAGCUGUACUUUCUUUCGGUAACAGUGUUUCUCAACAAGUGAUGUAGUCAAACUUAAUGACAGUGAAUAUCACUUAAUUAUAAUUCUGUUACGUGCAUCUUAACUAAGGUUCCUACUUCCUGUGUGCUUAUUAAAAUUGUUCCUAUGAAGAAGUUGUAGGUUUUAGAAAUGUAAUCCAGGCAUACUUUCUGAUUAGUUACCUAGUCCUUAUAUACUGUAUUAGUGCACCUUUUUUUACAACCUAGACUGUGAAAGCUCAUCACUGUAUUACUAAUUUCUAUGGUAUAUCUGUCUGUUUAUAUGUGGUACAAUACUUGCUGUAUUCAUGUUCAGCAUGAAUAUUUUCCUUAGGUGUGUCAGGUCAUGGUCAAACACGAUUAUAAGACACCAAAUUGCUCUGUAUUAUCCCCAAAAUCUCUGAAGUGGAAGAUUAGCUUCCACAAGGACAUGAUUGGUCACUCACAAUUCAUUUUUAAAUUGGCUGUUCUUGAAGUGUGUUAAAAAAUCAAAUGAACUAGUUGAUGACAACUUUAUCCUACUACUCAUACACAGUUCAUGUUUACUGGUUCAUUUGCCACAUCUAUUCAACAA
This is a messenger RNA of Homarus americanus (American lobster), 2408 nucleotides long. RefSeq names its product neurotrophin 1-like. Lineage: Eukaryota; Metazoa; Arthropoda; Malacostraca; Decapoda; Nephropidae. Gene Ontology annotation, biological process: regulation of Toll signaling pathway; innate immune response; central nervous system formation. Bases 165 to 992 code for a protein of 275 amino acids. The transcript is spliced from 8 exons. Gene Ontology annotation, molecular function: growth factor activity; Toll binding. Gene Ontology annotation, cellular component: extracellular region. The record is from RefSeq and is a predicted model, not a curated record.